AUGAACGAGCUGGUGCAGAAGAACACGCUGUACGUCGGCGGCCUGGCGGAGGAGGUGAACGAGAGUAUUCUACACGCCGCCUUCAUCCCCUUCGGAGACAUCAAGGACGUCAAAACCCCACUCGACCAGGCCACGCAGAAGCACCGCUCCUUCGGCUUCGUCACUUUCCUCGAGCGAGAGGACGCCGCCGCCGCCAUGGACAAUAUGGACGGCGCCGAGCUCUACGGCCGAGUCCUCACAGUCAAUUACGCCCUGCCGGAGAAAAUCAAGGGCGGUGAACAGGGCUGGGCGGCCAAACCCAUUUGGGAGGAUGCUGACACGUGGUUCGAGAGGCAAGAGCAAGAGCGUGAAAGGCAAAGGCUUCAGGAGGAGCAACGAGCUGCCAUGAAAGUCGCAGAGGAGCUCCACCGCAAGAAAGUUGCUGAGGAGAGAGAAGGAGAGAAGGAAGAUGAAGUUGCAGAUGAUCCUAUGAAAAUGGCCGAAGCCCAGGUUUUGAACCAAAAUGCAUAA
Molecule: messenger RNA, 510 nt
Organism: Striga hermonthica
Lineage: Eukaryota; Viridiplantae; Streptophyta; Magnoliopsida; Lamiales; Orobanchaceae
Source: the annotation of a GenBank genome assembly